Molecule: messenger RNA, 3317 nt
Organism: Peromyscus maniculatus bairdii (prairie deer mouse)
Lineage: Eukaryota; Metazoa; Chordata; Mammalia; Rodentia; Cricetidae
Product: nuclear body protein SP140-like protein
Biological process (GO): regulation of transcription by RNA polymerase II
Cellular component (GO): nucleus
Molecular function (GO): DNA binding; DNA-binding transcription factor activity, RNA polymerase II-specific; protein binding
Source: RefSeq, a predicted model, not a curated record
GCUGAGCAAUUUCACUUUCUUUUUCCUCCUCUUUGGAGGGCCCUGAAAGAGUUCUCUCUGAACUUUCCAGAGGUUCAAAGGCGGUACACUCCUCCCUGAGCCAAGUUCAGGGCACCCUCAGGGCUGUGUAGGGGAUGGCAGGAGAGGACAAUGGAUCCAGCGGCAGGGCAAUCACAGAAGACCAGAGCAAAGAGGAGUCGGCCAAGUAUGAGCACAUGUUCAAGCACUUCCAUGAAAAUAAGGUAGAAAUUGCCAGCGCCAUCACAAAGCCGUUUCCUUUCCUUAUGAGCCUCCGAGACCGCGGCUUCAUCUCUGAGCAGAAGUUUCAGGAUUCUCAAGAAAGGUGUCAAAACCUGGUUCCAGUGAGCAGAGUGGUGUAUGACAUUCUUAGUGACCUACAGAACAAGUUUAGCCUGCUGCUUCUGGAAGUGAUAUUCAGCAAAACGCAUCUGAAGGCCUAUCCAGACUUAAAGGAGACUCUGAGAAGCUUCCUAGAUGUUUCUAGCAGUCACAGGACUCCUCAGAGGGUGAAUGGAAGAGAUGCUGAAGAGAGGCCCGGACUGCCAGGAUUUGUUAAGGAAGGAAUCUUCUUUCCAGUUGGUUGCAGGAGGAAUAUCAGAAGUACAGAAGCAUCCUGUAGUCCUGGAAAUUCCCAAAUGAAUGAUGAGCAGGCAGAGGAGGUGCCUAGCCUCUCACAAUGCAAUGGAGGAGAAGGAAGUAGUUCUUGUGAACAAAUGUUUGAUGGACAAGAGCCCCAGGAUAACUUACCCCCAUCACCACUGAGUCCCGAAGCAGGAGCAGAGCAAUCCACAAGUGGAAAUGAGGCCUGUUCCUGUGUCAUGUGUUCCCCAGCAUACACGCGAGAAGACCCAGAAGCAAGGAUGGGAAGCAGCCGAGCAGAUACUGUGGAGACUGGAAACAACACUAUUGUAGGAAAAUCCAAGAGGAAGAGAAGAAAAAAGAAAGGCCACAACUGGUCAAGAGUAAAAUGGAGAAGGCCAACAAGUAAGCAAGCAGAGGAUAUGGCCUAUGACAGCAGAGCUGGUGGCCAGACAGCUCUCAGGAGAAAGAAAAUGAAAAAGAACCCAGGACCCUCUGCCAAGACCAGGGUUCCAAGAAAGCGUAGAUAUGAGAAUGUGGAUUUCAGCGCUGAGCUGCUUCCUGUGACAUGUGGUGACAUGAAGGGAGUGUUAAGCAAGGAUAAAUUCAAGCAAGGGAUCUCCACGAAGUCCAUACAGAGUGAGGAUGGGGACUGGUACACACCCCCUGAGUUUGAAAUCCUGGGAGGCCAUGGACAAUCAAAGAACUGGAGAUUGAGUCUGCGCUGCUACAACUGGCCCCUGAAAUUCCUGAUCCAGGAAAACUUUCUACCCAAUCCUCCACGAAUAUAUGGCAGGAAAAAAAAGAGAACACAGAAUUUGUACUGUUCUCCAGCUGACCCUUGUAUGCAGAACUCAGAUGAGUGUGAGGUGUGCCGGGAUGUAGGAACACUCUUCUGCUGUGAUACUUGCUCCAGAGCCUUCCACGAGGAGUGUCACAUCCCAACGGUGGAGGCUGAGAGAACACCAUGGAGCUGCAUCUUCUGUAGGAUGCAGUCCUUAGGAAGCCAGCAGAGUCAUCCAGAAUCUGAGGUACUGCAGAGGCGCAUGGUGCCCCAGGAACAGUUGAAGUGUGACUUUGUCCUCUUGAAAGUCUAUUGCUGUUCUGAGAGCUCCUUUUUUUCCAAGAUGCCACAUUAUUGUUAUUUUAGGGAAACAUCUGUGGGUGUGCAGAAAGCUAUGUGGCUGGACAUCAUCAAGAAAAAGCUGAGAAGGAGAGGUUACUCUCACGUGGGAGAGUUUGUGCAGGACAUGAGGCUCAUCUUCCACAAUCACAGGACCACGUUCAAGGUCAGCAUUCCUCUCUGCCUGCAUCUCAUCUUCUUUUCACCAGCUACUCUUCCCUCAGUUUCCGGACGUUAACUUUGGCCAAAUGGGACUUAGACUGGAGUCUGAGUUUGAGAAGACUUUCAAGGAAGUGUUUGCUAUUCAGGACACAAAUGAAAACAGUUGACUGACGUCCCCGAUGCUGCUGGUGGCCUGGCCCCUUGUCCUUUUCUGGCCAGGUCUUCCCACCCACAGCAGUGAGUGCUCUCUACCGACUCUGUCAUCCCCAGAGGAUUCUCUGGGUCACAUUCGGCCUUGUGGUCCAUCCCCCUGCCUCUAGCUAGAACCAAGGGUGUGAUAAAUUGCUGCUCUCUGCUCCCCAAGUCCAACUGAUUUAGCUCUCUCACACACACAUAUGUUGCUUCCCUUGUCCCUACUCCUGAGAGCACUUUAUAAUAAACCACAAGCUUCUAAGACUCCAACUCAUGUGGUGACACACUCCUGUAAUCCCAGCCCUUGGAAAGCUGAGGCAGAAGGAUAGCUGCAAGUGUGAUGCCAGCCUGGGCUACAUAGUGAGUUUAAGCUACUCUGGGUUAUAAAGUAAGAACCUGAUUCAAGAGCAAACAACUCACCAAAUAAGACUCAUAAAAAGACCCCAUCUUUGGAUAUUUCUCUAGGAGACUCAUCCUAGAUGAUGGUCCUAGAAGAUGAUAGUCCUAGAAGAUGAUGGUCCCAGAAGACAAUGGUCCUAGAAACAAGCCUAGGGUGGGAUUCUAGAGUUGGGUCACUGUCCAACCAAAAGGUGAUUGGUGGAAUAUCAACAGGCCCUCAGGUGCAAUACCAGCACAGGGACCCAAUUUUAGCCUGUAGAAAGGCACUAACGACUGUGUGAGCGACAGGCAAAGUGGCAUAUUCACAACUGGAUGGGAAAAAGGCAACUCUAAGAAUGCUGGGUUUGCUGGCUAUUGGUACUUUGUGCUAAUAAAUUGAUAGAAGCUACUGGCAGGCUUAGCUGCAGAAUCCCAAGUGUUAGGAAAGAGACACCCAAUCCUGCAGCUGUAUUUUCAGACAGCAGCAAAGGCUUGUUCCAGGCCCUUAUAUCAGAAAGACAGAUCUCCAGCAAAGGCUGGAUUCUAAGUUCUGGAAGUCUCUUGCCAAAGUCAGGGUCCUGACAGGGGGUAUUGAAAUAGAUAUGGGUAGGGGCUUGAACUUGUUUCCCCUGAACCUACUUGCCUAUGAAAGAAUCCCUUUGCUGUGUCUUGGAAGGAAGAGCCAACACUCUCCCCUGUCUUGCUUGAAUGAAGACUAUGUGAGGCCUCCCAGGAUGGCUCAAGUGGACAAGCCCUGGGUGUGGCUGGAAGGUGUGAGAGGGGCUACACACCAGAGGAAUGGCAAGCUCAGCAAGAAGGUUGUGUUUGGGGUGGACCGAAUAAAGAAAGCUGAAAUACUAAA